This is a messenger RNA of Phragmites australis (common reed), 6961 nucleotides long. RefSeq names its product protein NETWORKED 1D-like. The record is from RefSeq and is a predicted model, not a curated record. Gene Ontology annotation, cellular component: plasma membrane. The transcript is spliced from 5 exons. NCBI's taxonomy places the organism in Eukaryota, Viridiplantae, Streptophyta, Magnoliopsida, Poales, Poaceae. Gene Ontology annotation, molecular function: actin filament binding. Bases 476 to 6688 code for a protein of 2070 amino acids.
CGCUGGAGGCAGCCUCCAAGAACUCUCUCUCCUGCUUGGAGGCUAAAAACGACCAUAUUGCGACCAUAUUCCUUCUUGCAUCGUCUGCUGGGGCCCGCCUACUGCCUCCUACUGUGCUGAAGCAGCCUUUCUUCUUGGCACCUACGCACUACACAUCACACCGCGGCAGAGUCCAGAGAGAGAAAGGGUGACAGGGGCGGAGAGAGAGCAGGAUGGGUUGAGAAAGAUGGAGGGAGAAAGUGGGCAGCUUGGUGGAUCUUGGCAUCUCGCUGCCGGCGCGCACUGCCCGCACCUGAUAGAGUCCGCCUGGUAAAAACAGUGACAAAUUGUAAGGAGGGAGAUUCCUGAAGUGUGACUGUAUGAGCUAAUUCCGUUGAUCCCACAAUCUGAAAAGGGGGGAAGUUGAGAAAUUAAGAUACUGCAUUUUUGCAUAGUUCCAAGUGUUGAGGAGCUGAGGUACUCCUAUUCGUCACCAAUGGCGUCUUUGGUACGUCAUGACUCAAGGCAGUACUCAUGGUGGUGGGUUAGCCAUAUCAGCCCCAAGAACUCCAAAUGGCUCCAGGAAAAUCUUACCGACACGGACACGAAGGUUAAAGCAAUGAUUAAACUUAUCAAUGAAGAUGCUGAUUCUUUUGCACGGAGAGCGGAGAUGUACUACAAGAAACGCCCAGAGCUAAUGAAACUGGUAGAGGAGUUCUAUCGAGCAUACCGUGCACUGGCAGAAAGGUAUGAUCAGGCCACUGGGGCACUUCGUCAGGCCCACAGAACAAUUUCUGAAGCAUUUCCGAAUCAGAUGCCAUCAAUGUCUGAUGAGUCACCCUCUGCUUUGAGCCAAGAAACGGAGCCACGUACUCCAGAUACGCCUACUUUCACCCGUGCACCAUUUGAUUCAGAUGAUCUGCAGAAAGAUGGAGUUGGUGUGUCACCGCAACAUUUCACCUCCAAGAGGAAUGGUACACACCCUGAGGAAACCAGUGCGUUGUCCAGCCGAAAAGGUCUAAAUCUGUUCAAUGAUUUGUCAUUGAGCAGUGAAAAUGCUCCCCGUGCUGGUUUUGAUGGAAAGGUGCGUAAAGGUCUAACCUUUGAAAGCCCAGAAAUUAAAGGGAAAGAUGAUAUUAGCAAUGACAUGGUAAAUUUGCAACAAGAGGUUUCAAAACUAUUAGCUGAGAGCCAGAAUAUGAAACAACAAAUAUUGUCAGAAUCUGAGCGGGCAAACAAAGCUGAAAAUGAGAUCCAAAUCCUUAAGGAAACAUUAUUGCAACUGAAUUCUGAUAAAGACACAUCUCUUCUGCAAUAUAAUCAGUCCACCGAGCGAGUAUCUACUUUGGAGUCUGAGCUCUCUGAGGCACAGGCUGACCUCAAGAAGCUAACUGAUGAAAUGACUACUGAUGUCCAAAAGCUAGUUAAUGCUGAAACACUCAAUAUUGCUAUACAGUCUGAGGUUGUGGGUUUGGAUCAAAAGAUGAAGAUGCAGCAUCAAGAACUAGAACAAAAGCUUAAGGAAUUGGAAAGUUACCGUUUAAGCCUCCAGGAGGAGCAUGAAAGGCGUAUGCAGGCUGACAAUGCUCUACUCUCCAAGGGGAAGGAGCUUGCUCAAUCUCGUGAAGAAGUACAGAGGUUGACUAUAGAGGUAAAAAUGGCAAAUGAAAAGUUGCAUGAGCUCAAGCAGACUAAGGAGGAUCUUGAGAACACUUUUUGUGAGCUGAAGAAGGAUGUUGAGUGCCUUACCGAACAAAACCACUCCUCUGAGCUGCUUAUACAGGAACUUGGUGAUGAAAUAAAUACGCUGAAGGAUUCGAAGAAUGAACUUCAAAGUGAAAUCCAGAGCCUCAAGAGCAUUAUAUCACAGCUAAACACUGUGAAAAAUGCAGCUCUCCUUCAAUACCAGCAGGCUGUUGAGCAGGUUUCAAUUCUCCAAUCUCAACUCUCGAAGCUACAGUCCGAGCUAGAGGAGAUUGAACAGAAAGUACAGAUGCUGAUGCAAGAUCUUGAACAAAAGAGAGAAGAAGUGAACAGUGUCCAUGCCCAGCUGCGAGAUGGAUGCCAAAGGCACACACAGACUGAAGCAACUCUUCUCAUGACAGAGAGUCUGCAUUCCCAGUUGCAGGAAGAAAUGAAAACACUGACACAAGAUCUUGACCGAUCAACAAAGAAGCUGAGUGAGUUGGAAAAUAACAAGUUAGAUCUGGAGAACACGUUGAAAGAACUGAAGAACUCCAAUUUAGAUUUGAACUCCGAGAAGGAUGCGGCACUUCUUCAACAACAGCGGUCUUUGGAGAAAGUGUCUGAUUUGGAGGUAGAACUCUCAAAGAUACAAUUGGAACUGGAGAAGUCUGAACAGAAAAUGCAGCUACUGGAGCUAGAAAUUGCACAGAAGAAUGAAAGUAUUGAUAACCUGGAGUUGAGUUUGAAAGAUGAAAGUGAGAAGAGGCUGGAAGCUCAAACAUCACUUGAGUCAAUGGAGAAAGUGUAUUGUCAGUCUCAGGAAGACGUGAGUAGGUUGCAUCUCGAGAUUGAGAAGUUGAAUGGCAAGUUGAAUGAGUUGGAGAACUUGUCAUCUGAAUUUAAGAGCAGCAUCUUACUUCUAAACACCGAGAAAGAGGCUACCCUUCUUGAGAACCAGCAGUCCUCAGCAAGACUAUCUGAUCUGGAAUCUGAACUCGUGACAUUGCAGGCUGAACUGGAGAAGGUUCAAGGGAAAGUACAGAUGUUGGAGCAAGAACUCAAGCAUAAGAAAGAAGAAGCAGAUAACCUCCAAGUUAGCCUACAAGAUGAAGUUCAGAAACGGGUUGAAGGUGAAGCAUCUCUUCUCUUGAUGACAAAUCUUCGCUCCGAAUCUCAGGAAGAAGUGAACAGGCUGAUGCUGGAAAUUGAGAAGGUGACUGGUAAUUUAAGUGAGGUGGAGAACAGUAAGAUGGAUCUUGAGAACAUCAUAACCAAGCAUACGGAGGAAAUCCAUAUCCUUUGUGAACAGAAUCUUUCUACUGAGCUUAUGAUAAAGGACCUUCAUCGUGAAUUGAAUGCAUUGAAGGAAUUGAAUAUGAAACUUCAGACAGAAAUUGGGUUACAUGUAGGUGAAAAAGAAGCACUUCAGAGAGAUUUUGCUUGUCAAAGGGAAGAGAAAGAAAAUCUAGAGGGGAUACACCAUGCUCUGGUUGAUGAGAUGGAUGCCCUAAGAAACAGCGCAGCAACAAACCAGAAGUUAAUUGAGGAACUGCAAAUUACAAACUCAAAACUGAAGGAGGUGUGUGCAAAGAAUGAGAUCGAAAAGUCAAUUCUUUCAGAAAAGGUCCAAGAGGUGGAGAAGCUAUCUGAAGAAUAUUCACUCUUGGAGAACUCACUUUCUGAUGCAAAUGCUGAAAUGGAUGCAUUGAGGGAGAAGAUAAAAGCAUUAGAGGCUUCAGAAAGCUCUCUGAAAGAUGCCGUUUCCUGUCACGUUUCUGAAAAGGCUGUUCUUGCAUCAGAGCUAGAGAUCCUUGGUAAAAGUUUAUCCGAUGUUUUAGAGAAGAAUUCCACCUUGGCUAUCUCAUUAUCUCAUAUGAAAACUGAGCUUGAAGAAUUGAGAACAAAGCUGAAAGAUUCUGAAGAUUCCUGCCAGGCUCACCUUGCAAAAAGCUCAGCUCUUUCUGCUGAAAAGAAUAAUCUGUUCUCUCAGUUGGAGAGCAUUGCAGUGGUUAUGAAAGCCCUGGAAGGUAAGCAUGCCAAUCUGGAAGACAAGCACUCUUCUAUAUCAAGAGAGAAGGAUUUUGCAUAUGAUCAAGUAAGGGAACUGCAGGGUCAGUUGAGAAUUAAAAAUGACGAUUACGAAGUUGCUGUAAAGUUGCAUCAACUGCAAGUAAUCAGCUAUGAGAAGCAGAUCUCUUCUCUGCGAGAGAAAAACCGUUGUAUGGAGGAGAUGCUUCAACAGGAACAGCAGAAAAACUUAAGUGCUUCUAUUAGUACAGUUAUCUUGGAGAACAGUUUGGCUGAUGAGAUAGACAAGAAGCUUGCCCUUUUCAUUGAAUGCCAGAAGUAUGCUGAGGCAAAUCAUUCUGCAAAGAUGUUAAUUUCAGAGAUGAUGGAGGAAGCCAGAUAUCACAAAGAGGAGAGAAAAAAAAUGCUACUGCAUAAUGAAAAAUUGAAGGAAGGCAUUUCACACCAAAUGAAGGUUCUGAAUAUCUACAAAGAUUUAGGACCUGCUGAUUUAACUCAGGACGAAGUUCUAUUGCAGACUAUUUCAGAUGAAACCAUUAACAUUCUGAAUCUUAAGGAGGAAAGCGAAGAUGUAAAUAGGCGCAUGUACACCGAGCUCUCAGUUCUUUCAACAGUUUUGCUGCAAGUAGGGACGGAGCUCAGAGAUCUGCACUCACAGAAGUUUUCCCUUGAGAAAGAAGUGGAAAGUGGAGCAGCAGAAUCACUUUCUUUGCAAAAUAAAAAUCACCAGAUUUUGGAACAGAAUGAACAGCUAAGGCAAGGAUUACAGAAAAGCAGUGGAAGGGAAGAGGUGCUGAAAACUGAAGUACAGGUCCUACAAGAGAAGCUAUCUUGCUUGAGAGAGUCCUACCAGACUUCGCAAGAUGAAAUUUCUGACCUGACUGAGAAAAAUGAGUCCUUGUCUAAGGAAUACCAGUCCUUUAGUGAGAAGUACAAUUCCUUGGAGGAUGAGAAUGGUACUGUUCUUGCAGAAUGCAUGAUGCUCGAGCACUUGUAUUUGUUCUUUAGGGGACAUAAUAAUGAGAUAGCCUCUGCAUUGGUUUCACUUACUGAUGAGAUGGCUUUGCUGAGUUUGGUUAAGAGCGAUCUUGAUCUAAAAAUUAAUGAGCUGAGCAGAAGAUUGAUGGUGCUUGAAUCAGAAAAUGAUCUCCUAAACGAGUAUUUUGUCUACUUGCUAGAGAUUCUCAGGACUCGGUUAGUCUUUUCAGAGUUCGAUUUGAACACCAAUAAUAGUGUCUGCCAGGAGUUGGCCAUUGAACUUGAGAGUUGCAUGGAACAAUUGAUGCAGAAGGAUGAUGAGCUACUGGAAGCAGAAGAGAAGGUUCAGUUAUUGCAAGAAAAGAACCGGGAAUUAUGUGGAGUUGUCGGGUCUCUUCAGGUUGCAAUUGAAGGUGCUAAUGUGGUGAAAGGAGAACUGGAGAAGAAAAUCACAACACUGACUGAGCAGUGUACUACCAAGGAUGAUGAAAUUCUUUUUCUUCACCGAGACAAUGAGACACUGCAAGUAGAGGUUGAACAAUAUGAAAGGGAGCUUGUUGUUCUGAUGGGUGAUGCAAUUACCUCUUCAGUGAAUGCUGUGGUCUAUGAAGAAAAAGCACUCAAGCUUAUGAUGGAAGGUGAAGCUACAGAGAUUAGCGCAACAGCCCUAAAGGAGUUGCUAAUGAAGGAGAUCUAUUCACGAGAUGCUCACAUUGAGGAGCUGCAGAAAAAGUUGACUGGCAUACAGGAAGAACAUUCAGAACUAAGGGCUGAGUUGAGCAGACAUUUAGUACUCAUAGAAUCGUUGUCACAUCAUGUCAGUGUGCUGGAAGAAGACACUCUUUCACUGUCAAAACCGUAUAGUACAGAAGGCAAAGAGGAAACUGCACAGGUACCUCAUAUGCAAGAGUGCAACCAUGGGCCAGAAUCUCACUGCUUUCCAGAAGGAACUCCAGAGUUACAAGGGUUAAUUGCAAGAAUAGAAGCACUUCAAGUGGUUGUAUUAAAUGCCAAAGAUCAUCAAAAUCAGGAGUUGACCGAGUCUGCAGUUAAGCUGGCAGCAGCAAAUACAGAAAUUGAAGACCUUAAAGCAAGAGGUGGCUCACGCAUGGAGGCAAAGGAAAUAUAUUCUGACAAUGAGAAACAAAAAGAUGUCAAGCGCUCCAAAGGGAAGCAGGUCCAGAUGGUGAAGGAUAUUGAACUUGACCAAAUAUCUACUUGUCCACCAUAUGGCACUGGAACUACCCUCUAUCCCCUUGGCAGCGGAGCAACUGCUGAGCUGGAUGAUGACAUGCUUCAGCUGUGGGAGGCUGCAGAGAGGAAUUGCAAGAAUCAAACAGCCAAGUCCUCGUCAUCUGAAAAUGACAUCCAAGCGGUUGAGGAGGUGAAGAGUGAGUACCCUUCCUCUGAGUUAGUAAGGGGAAGAGACCUCGGACUCAAUAAACUAGAGAUAUCAAAGGGACCUGUGGAACCUCACGAAAUGUGGAGCAAGAAUGUACUUGAGAGGCUCACUUCUGAUGCUCAGAGGCUGUUGAGCAUCCAAUCGAGCAUUGAGGAAUUGAAGCGGAAAAUGGAGGGCCCGUCAAAGGGCAAAUCCCCUAUGAAUUCUGAGUACAGCAGUGUGAGCGCUCAGCUGCAUGAGACCAAAGGAUAUGUCUUGGAACAGAUCAAUUUCAACAACAAAUUGGCUAGGAAGGCUGAGAAUUAUCCUGCGUUAUCAGAUAAUAUGAAUGCUGAGCGCGAAGGGUACUCCAGCAGGAGGAAAAUCUCCGAGCAGGUGCAGAAAGGAUCAGAAAAUGUGGCACGAUUGGAACUGGAACUUCAGAAGAUACAGUAUGUCUUGCUCAAGCUUGAGGAAGAGCACGAGUACAGAAGGCUCAAAGUCUCCGAUAGGCGCACUAGUGUGCUUUUGAGGGAUUAUUUGUAUGGAAGGAAGGACCGUGGUGGUGGGCAGAAGAAAAAGAAGACGGUACCAUUCUGCGGUUGUGUGCGUCCUAAAUCAAGAACUGAGCCCUAACUGUUUUGUUCUUGCGGCAGAAGAAAUAAAGAGGAAAUGAGAUGCCAGGUCCAAGAGGCUGGCAAAGUAUCACUGCUUUGAAAGAGCAAGUGAUAUCCUUAGGAUCCAAUUUGUAAUUGCGUUAGGAUUCAGAACAAGCUUAUAUAUUAAUUUUUUUGGCUUCCUGUCCAAGUGAGGCCAUCUUUUAGGUAUCAAUGUGAUAUAUCAAGGCAUUUUUAUUUCCUCCUAUAAUAUACUUCAUUUGGAUGGCUUAUACAAUGCAUUUUGCUUCUA